UUAGAAUUACAAUAUCUAUGUUUGGGAUAAGUUUAUAACCCUAAACAGGCUUGGGAUAUUUAUAUCUAGAAAAGCACAAUCUUGUGCACCCUGGAUCAGAAUUAAUUUUAUCACCACCGUCGCAACCAGUAGUGGUUUCUGCAACUCCGAUCAGAGAAAGAAAAAGCUAAAUGACGCAUCUUCAUCAGCCAUACGAUCCGUAUUACACCCUACAGCAACAACCACCGGCACCGGCAGGAAUUAAUACGCUGUUCGUGUCCGGUCUUCCAGAUGACGUAAAGCCUCGUGAAAUUCAUAACCUGUUUCGCCGGCGCCCUGGCUUCGACUCUUGCCAGCUUAAGUACACCGGUCGCGGUAACCAGGUUGUUGCAUUUGCUACCUUUUCCAAUCAUCAAUCAGCAAUUGCAGCAAUGCACUCUUUAAAUGGAGUAAAAUUUGAUCCUCAAUCUGGAUCCACUCUGCAUAUAGAACUUGCCAGAUCAAACUCGAGGAGGGUGCGCAAACCAGGAAGUGGAGCCUAUGUUGUCAUUGAUAAAAGAACUCAACAGGCAUCUAAUGCUCAAGAAACAUCAAGUGAUUAUGGAGGAAGUGACUCCGAUGAAACAGCUGCACCUGCACCUGCACCGGCACCUGCACCUACAACUGCAACGGACAAUACUGAUUCUGCCAACCAGGGUGAUUUAAUGAAUGUAAAAAGUGAGCCAGCAGGUGAUCCUGACAAUGCUUCGGUACUUGCAAAUGAGUCAGAAAAGACUGCAGAAGGAGGCGUUCAUCCUUGUUCCACUUUGUUUAUUGCAAAUCUAGGUCCAAAUUGCACUGAAGACGAGCUAAGGCACACUCUGUCACAAUAUCCUGGAUUCAAUGUGCUCAAAAUGCGUGCUAAAGGUGGGAUGCCAGUUGCCUUUGCUGAUUUUGAGGAAAUUGAACAAGCUAUUAAAGCCAUGGAGGAUCUUCAAGGAACCUUAUUACCCUCAUCAGAUCGAGGCGGCAUGCACAUAGAAUAUGCCAGGUCCAAAAUGAGGAAGCCAUAGCAGAAAGGGAAUGAGGUGGCAAUUGUAUAUCCUGCCUACAGACUCUGGUUUAAUGUUUUCAUCAUGCAACAGCAUUUUUCAGACCUGGGCAGGGCUACUACUAUACUGAUUUUUCACAUCAUUGUUGUGCUUUAAUUUAUGUACUCGUGAGUCGUGACAAUAAGAAAAACUGGUCGAUUUGUACAUUAGCACGAGGUUGGCAAUAGCCUCUACUUUUUAUCUAUAUCAAUUAUUGCCAAGAAUCCUGAAAUGGCUAAGCUUAAUGCGCAAAUUCAGCUUAAA
Ricinus communis (castor bean) is the source of this 1313-nucleotide messenger RNA. Its product is annotated as cell wall integrity protein scw1. Gene Ontology annotation, molecular function: mRNA binding. Bases 171 to 1031 code for a protein of 286 amino acids. The record is from RefSeq and is a predicted model, not a curated record. Lineage: Eukaryota; Viridiplantae; Streptophyta; Magnoliopsida; Malpighiales; Euphorbiaceae. The transcript is spliced from 10 exons.